AUGCUGUCGCUCCCGUCCAAAUUACGUCGAAUCACUGGACGUCACGUUCUUAGUACCACUUUUUCUACAGGAAACAAAGGACCAUUUGCUCGCACUCGCAAAAGUCAACAAUCAAGUGGCACAGAGACCAUUUUUGAACGUACAGAGCUAAAGCUCCGUCGAUUGGCGGUAAUUGGUGGUGGAAACAUGGCCGAGGCGAUGAUUACGGGUGUCCUUAAAGAGGGACUUCUUUCCAGUUCGAAAAUUGUCGUCUCGGAUCCCAAUCCAACGAUUCGAUUAAAGUAUGAACACCUUCAAGUGGAAACGCAUACACGUAAUAGUUCAGCUGUCUCAGGUGCUGACGUAAUCUUAGUGGCUGUGAAACCUCAAGUGAUUGAUGACGUCCUACGAGCUGUCAAGGAAUCCAUGGACUCGGAUGCUUUGGUCGUGUCUGUCGUUGCAGGACAAAGUAUUAAACAGCUACAGACAAUUCUAGGACAAACGAGUCACAUUAUCCGGACAAUGCCUAAUACUCCAGCCAUGAUUGGAGAAGGCACGACCGUCUGGGCGCAGUCAGCACAAGUCACAAGUGUCCAGCAUAACCUUACAAAAGAAAUCCUUGGAUCCUUUGGAGUCGAGGUGUUUGUAGACGAUGAGAAUGCAUUGGAUAUGGCAACGGCCUUGUCUGGAUCUGGACCUGCCUACUUUUUCCUCGUCGCCGAAGCAAUGAUUGAUACUGGUGUCCACAUGGGCUUUUCUCGACCAGUAGCUACGAAAUUGGUUCAACAAACAAUGCUAGGAUCAGCAUUAUACAUGCAAGCUGAGAAUGUCCAUCCCGUCGAAUUACGAAACAACAUUACAAGUCCAGGUGGGACCACUGCUGCCGGUCUUUAUCGUGCUGAAAAAAACGGAUUUCGUGCUGUUAUUGCUGAUUCCAUCUGGGCUGCUUAUGAACGAUGUCUUGAACUGGGUGCCUCGGAGCCCGUCCAGCGUCAACGUCCUCGUUCAUAA
Peronospora farinosa is the source of this 990-nucleotide messenger RNA. Lineage: Eukaryota; Oomycota; Peronosporomycetes; Peronosporales; Peronosporaceae. The record is from the annotation of a GenBank genome assembly.